Molecule: messenger RNA, 917 nt
Organism: Botrytis porri
Lineage: Eukaryota; Fungi; Ascomycota; Leotiomycetes; Helotiales; Sclerotiniaceae
Exons: 3
Coding region: 1-846 (281 amino acids)
Biological process (GO): conjugation with cellular fusion
Cellular component (GO): mating projection tip; membrane
Source: RefSeq, a predicted model, not a curated record
AUGCUCCCCCGCAAGCUUUCAAUCUUCGUCUCCUUCUUCCGCGUCGGUUUGGAUUUCCAGCACUUUCUGAUUCUUCUCACAUGUAUCGGUAUCGCCUGUCUGGUAGCUGCACCACCCACCCCACCCACACCAUCUACCUGCUCUCCCUCUCCUAUGCCUCCACUCUCCCCACCCCCCUCACCCAAACCCUCCAGCGCAACCUCAGCUCUCUUCUUCCCCCAAAUACUCAAAAAGAGUUCACUCAUGAUCCGCACCGGUUUUCGGGGAAUAUGUAUGACUUCUCAAUUUGCGAGUUCGGGAUGGGAAUGCGCUCAACAUGCGGGGAUAUUAAAGGAUAUAAUCACGAGUGCGAGCACAAGUACAAGUACAAAUACACAUUCGACCACGGAUAUCGAUCUCGAUAUUGAUCCCCUAAAUCUCCUCCAACUAGCCGAGUCUGUGAGGAAAAGAAUUGUAUUCGAUGGAUUACUCUACAUCGCCCUCCCCCUCACCCUCCUAACCCUCCUCCUGCUGCUCCUCAUCCCCCGCUGGAAAAACCGACAUAAACCCCGACAACCCGCCUCCUCACGCCAAGUAAAAGCCUUUCCUUCUCGUGCCCUCAGCUUUACAAUCUGCUUAACGAGCGGUAGCGCCUUCCUCUUCGCAUUUACAUCUAUUCUCUGGCAGCAUCUGGCCGCGGUGACAGCUUCGCGAUUUAUCGAGCGGAUGAAUUAUGGGAGUGUGGUGGCGAGAGUGGGGAGUACCGCUAUGGUGAUAGGAUGGUUGGGGGUAUUAAUGUUAUGGUUUGCGUUUAUGGGGUGUCUACUCAUGGUGUUGAGUUUGAGGAAAGUGAGGACUUUUGGGUAAUGUAUCAAGUUUCAAAAAUGAAAUAAUAUAUCACUGAGAAUUAGAUAGGAUGGUCAUACAACAUCUACAUU